This is a messenger RNA of Wasmannia auropunctata (little fire ant), 1497 nucleotides long. RefSeq lists its product as uncharacterized. The transcript has a single exon. Bases 1 to 1497 code for a protein of 498 amino acids. The record is from RefSeq and is a predicted model, not a curated record. Lineage: Eukaryota; Metazoa; Arthropoda; Insecta; Hymenoptera; Formicidae.
AUGGAGGUCUUAAUUAAAUCUCGAGAUGUAGUAAAGGGUAAAAUUACUUCCUUUAAAACUUAUCUCGCGAAAACGCUUGCAACAUUUUCGGAUCCGUCUACGCCAGUAGACGAUAUAACAGCGUUAGACAUUCGCGAGCGUGUUUAUCGAGCGAGGGAAGCAUACGAAAAAUUUGAGCAGAUUCAAUCGAGCAUUGAGGAGUUAACGGAUAAAGACCAGGAAGCGGCGGAAUAUCGCGCGAAUUUUGAAGAAGAAUACUUUAGCGCUAUUGCGCAAGCGGAGGCUUUACAUUUGCGUAGUACGAUAAACGUGCACACCGAUGCGUCGCGUUCGAGUGCUGAAAUUAAUGGGGCUUCUUCUACGCACACGCCUGUAGUGAGGGCGACGAAUAGUCAAGGCGCGAGUAAUUCUGUCCCGGGUAUCGCAACACAGUCAAUCAUAUAUAAACUUCCGGGCAUCAGGUUGCCAACAAUCGAAUUGCCGAAGUUCAGUGGUGAAGCAUCUGAAUGGCUUACUUUCUGUGAUACUUUCGAGUCGUUGAUACAUAGAAACGAUACAAUUGAUCCGAUACAGAAAUUUCACUACUUGGAGGCAGCACUACAGGAAGGUGCAGCACAAAUUAUUAAGUCUCUUGAAUUUACCGCGGUUAACUACACUGUGGCAUGGAAAACUAUUUGUAAUCGAUUCAAUAACAAACGAUUGCUUACACACAAUCAUAUUAAAGCCAUAUUUAAUAUCAAUUCGAUAAAGGAAGAAUCGGCAGCUCAGAUUCGCGAGACGGUCGAUAUGCUUAGCAAACAUUUGCGUGCUUUAAAUGCGUUAGAUCAAGCGACAGAACACUGGGAUGCUUUAUUAAUUUACUUAGUAUCAACAAAAUUAGACAGUGUAACGACUCGGGCCUGGGAAAAGGAGCGUGCUGGAAAUGAGAUUCCCACGCUGGAUGAUUUCAAAACGUUCUUGAAUUCGCGUGCAGAUCUGUUAGAGACGCUCGAAUUAAACAACAAGUCGUUCGGCAAAGUAGAAUCUAAAUCGAAACAAUUGGACCGGUUAAAGGUUAAAGCACUUCUCGUGCAAAAUCAAAGGUGUAGUAUGUGUAAGGAAGCACAUAAGUUAUCAACUUCCAAAAGAUUUCUCGAUCUCACUCCUCAGGAGAGAGCAAGUCAUUUGAGAGACGCUAAAUUAUGCCUCAACUGCAUGAGACCGGGAUAUUUUAUCAAAGGUUGUAAAGCAAGUUCAUGUAAGCAGUGUUCAGGGAAACAUAACACCCUGUUACAUUUUAAAAGGGCAUCUUCAGCGCAGGUAUCGCCCGUUAAGGAAGCUAAAACUGCUUCAGUCUUGUGUUCACAUAAUCAGUGCAAUACACAUAGUGUUCUGUUAGCUACAGCAUCAGUUGUGGCAACGGAUAAUCAUGGAAAGGGGCAUAAGGCUCGUGCAAUUUUGGAUCCUGGUUCCCAAUCCAGUUUCAUGACCGCUAGACUCUGUAGAGAGUUAGGGUAG